This is a messenger RNA of Lonchura striata (white-rumped munia), 1064 nucleotides long. RefSeq names its product killer cell lectin-like receptor subfamily F member 1. NCBI's taxonomy places the organism in Eukaryota, Metazoa, Chordata, Aves, Passeriformes, Estrildidae. The record is from RefSeq and is a predicted model, not a curated record.
AUGGAGGAGGUGGUAAAUCAUCAUCUUCUGAUGAUCCUGCUGACAGCAGGAGGAAGUGGUAAAUCAUCAUCUUCUAGGAAAAGGAAAAUGCUGAACAAGCAGCCCUGGAAACACACCCCUGCUCACAGAGGCUCCGCCUUUAUUGUUCCUGCACUUGGUGACUGGCACAGGCACAAAUGUCAGCGCUGCCCUCUGUUUACAGGAAACACCAUCACAUAUGCCGAGCUGCAUGUGAAGCCCCAGCCCCAAGGGAACAGCAGAACAGAGACUUCCACUCCUGGCUGCCAGCACAGGUGCUCAGCCUGGUUCUACGUGGCGCUGGUCCUGGCAGUCCUCGUGCUCAUCCUCCUGGGAGUUGUGGCCAUACAAGCCAAGCAGUUUUUGAAGGGCAGAGCAGGAAAAUCAGCAAGCUUGCCCCAGUAUGGUCUGAACAGCACCAGCAGUGACAUUUCUUCAGAGAGGACUGUCUCAGCAGUGCUCCUGAAACAGCUCAAGGAGGAGCUGUGUGAAGAUGGACAGGGCACGACAUGUGAGCUGUGUCCCCCCGGGUGGCAGCUGCACAGGGGCAGAUGUUAUUUCUUCUCCGAGGAGGCUAGGAGCUGGGAGGACAGCCAGAAACACUGCCUGGCCAGGAAAUCCCAGCUGCUUGUCAUUGAGGAUGAAAUUGAGAUGGAAUUUAUAGACAACAAAGACAAAGAUACCAAAUAUAUCUGGAUUGGCUCGGACACCAAAGAUGUGGAGAAAACGUGGAGUUCAGUGCAAGAUCACAGAGUAAAAGAAAGCAGCAGGACAGCUCUAAAAAGCAUUGAGGCUGACAAGAACUGUGCUGUUUACAGAAGGAAAAAUGUGAUCCAGGCAGAUAACUGCCAGACCUUAAAGGAGUGGAUCUGUAAGAAGAAUGCAACUUUGCUGGUGCUCUGAGCCACAUUUCCAGACAACAGGGACAGCUUCUCCUCAGAAGACCCAUUUUACAGACAAACCAGCUUGUGAUGUAAAUAAUUUUCAUCAGACUUGCAGGGAAAUUUGCACUUUGCUGUGCUGUGCUCCCUAAGAAGUCAGAAGAC